This is a messenger RNA of Alosa alosa (allis shad), 4836 nucleotides long. RefSeq names its product neurogenic locus notch homolog protein 3-like. The record is from RefSeq and is a predicted model, not a curated record. Bases 1 to 4518 code for a protein of 1505 amino acids. Lineage: Eukaryota; Metazoa; Chordata; Actinopteri; Clupeiformes; Clupeidae. The transcript has 31 exons. Gene Ontology annotation, molecular function: chitin binding. Gene Ontology annotation, cellular component: extracellular region.
AUGGAGUUUCAGUUGGGCAGAGCCCAGGGCCGGUGUCUGGAGUGCCAGCCUGGCCACCUCUGCAACCAGACGGGACUUUCUCAGCCCCCCCUUUGCCCCUCGGGCCACUACUGCCCCCCUGGCUCGUCUGUCGCACAGCCAUGCCCACCCGGCUUCUACUUUGCUCAUACUGGUGCAGUAGAUGUGACUCACUGCAGUUUGUGUGAUGCGGGGCAGUUCUGCCAGAAUCCGGGCCUUUCUGCCCCUGAGGGUCCCUGUGCCCCAGGAUUCUACUGCACUGGGGGAUCCAGCACUGCCACACCGGUGAACUCGCGGUCAGGAGACAUGUGUCCGGCAGGCUACGUGUGCCCACCUGGCACCAUGCACCCUCAUGAGUCGCCAUGCCCCCCUGGCACCUGGAGUAACGUGGUCGGGGGGCAUGAUCUGUCCACCUGCUGGCUCUGUCCACCUGGGUUCUACUGCAACGCCUCCGCCCUGACCCAACCAACGAGUGUGUGCGCCCCAGGGUUUUAUUGCUCUGCUGGCGCUAAGAGCUCAAUGCCGGCCAAUGGAGAGAGCGGCGGACGCUGUCCUGCUGGGUCCUACUGUCCACCGGGUUCAGCCUCACCCUCGCUCUGCCCUGAGGGAACCUUCGCCAAUGCCUCAGGUGUUGCGGAGUGCCGUAACUGCCCUCCGGGGAAGAUCUGCCUGCAGGGGGAGUCCCCUGAACUCUGCCCUGAGGGGCACUUUUGCCUGGGUGGUACAUUGCAUGACAUCCUGCCCUGCCCUCCAGGAACCUACAACCCCUCACUGGGGCAAAACCAACUGGAGCAGUGCCUCCUCUGCCCACCGGGGAUGUACUGUGAGGAGUGGGGUCUGUCUGAACCAUCAGGACUUUGUCAGGCUGGAUAUUUCUGUCUAGCGGGCAUCAACUUUCGAAACCCCGAUGGGAACAUCAGCACUGGAGUGGGCGGGGCUUGUCCUAGAGGUCACUACUGCCCAGAGGGCACAAGCCUACCUCAUGCCUGUCCCCCAGGAACCUUUUCCAACAGUCUCCAUGUCACAGAGAGCACCAGCUGCAGCUCUUGUCCCCCGGGGCUUUUCUGUGGCACAGAGGGUCUGAUCCGCCCAUCUGGUCCCUGUCAGCAGGGCUUCUACUGCCCUGCCGGUGCCUCCACUGCCAUGGGAGCGGGCAGCGGAGGAGGCCCAUGCCCGGUGGCACACUACUGCCCCACUGGCAGUGCCACCCCAGUGCCCUGUCCGGUGGGCACCUACGCCAACCUCACUGCCCAGUCACGCUGCAAUCUGUGUCAGGCGGGAUACUACUGCCCCGAGCAGACUGCCAACUACACUGACCACCCCUGCCACCCUGGAUUCUACUGCCCUGAUGGCACUAAACAUGCCACCCAGUUCCCGUGUCCCCGUGGCUACUACAACCCAGAGGCCCUCACCCAGAGCUUGGACAGCUGCCUGCCCUGCCCCCCGGGCCACUACUGCGAGAGGGAGGGGCUCUCGGCCGCAUCAGGGAAAUGCAAAGCUGGCUGGUUCUGUGUGUCUGCUGCAUGGACCUCUCAGCCCUUUGAUCUGGACAAUUACACCAACGCUAACUGCCUGUGUCCAGCCACGUCCACCGGAGGGCGUUGUAGAAAGGGCUUCUUCUGCCCCUCGGGAAGCUCAGAGCCACAGCCCUGCAUUGCCGGGGCCUUCUGCAAUGCCACAGGCUUGUCUCUGCCCAGUGGGCCCUGCUCCCCGGGGUUCUACUGCACUGGUGGGGCUACUCGACCCAAACCCAGAGACGGGGUGACAGGAAACAUCUGUCCCCUAGGGUCUUACUGUGAGGAGGCAUCGGAGGAGCCGGAGCCGUGUCCAGUUGGCUCCUUCUCAGCCGCCGCUGGUCUGGUGAGACGCUCCGAGUGCCAGAGAUGCACAGAGGGGCACUACUGCAACACCACAGGGCUACAGGGCCCUACGGGACCCUGCAGCGAGGGUUACUGGUGCCCGGCUGGUCAGGAGGCUGACCGCUUGCUGCAGUGCCCGGUCGGUCAUUACUGUCCCCUGGGCAGCCCUGCCCCACUUCUAUGCCCCUCGGGCUCCUACCAGGACAGUGAGAAGCAGGCCAACUGCUCACUCUGUGAAGCAGGUCAUUACUGUGACCACAGGCUGGCUUCCAGAAACAUCUCAGUCCUGCAGCCCUGCCCGCGAGGGCACUACUGCCCCCCAGGGACGCGUUUUCCCACCCAGUACCCCUGUCCAGUGGGCACCUACAACCCCACAGAGGGCAUGGGCAGUCUCAACGCCUGCCUCUCCUGCCCCUCAGGGCAGUUUUGCCCCACCAUGGGCCUCUCCGAACCGAGUGGUGUCUGCCAGGCAGGGUUCUGGUGCAGAACCGGCUCCAGGUCCACAUCUCCGCUAAACGGAACCUCCGGUUCCACAUGCCCCGCUGGGAAUUACUGUCCUGCUGGUGUGUUUUUACCUGUGCCCUGUCCAGUGGGCACCUGGACGGGCAGAACAGGCCUGCAGGAUGAGGGUGAGUGCCAGCUCUGCCCAGGGGGGUCGUACUGUUCCACUGCUGGUCUCACAGCACCUACGGGACUCUGUGCUGGAGGGUUCUACUGUGUGGAGGGGGCACAGAUACCCACUCCCACUGAUGGAGUGGCGGGUGCUCCUUGCCCAGAGGCUCACUAUUGCCCCAUAGGAACCUCUCAGCCUGUGCCGUGUGAGCCGGGGACGUAUAUGAGCGCUACACAGGCCUCUGAGUGCUCAAUCUGCCAUGCAGGAUGGUACUGCAUCGCUGGGGUCCGGAUCCUCUGUCCAGCAGGGUUCUAUUGUCCCGAGGGCACUGGGGACACCUGGCAUCCCUGCCCUGUGGGCACAUACAGUCCUGCCACGGGUCUGGGCGUGCUGUCGGAGUGCCGUGUGUGUGAUGGAGGGCACUACUGCAGCGUGCCAAACGCCACCUCCGUCUCAGGGCCCUGCUCCGAGGGUUACUACUGCUUACCUGGCAGUACCACCCCACGGCCCCUCACCACGGAGGAAGGAGGACCAUGCCCUGUUGGUCACUUCUGCCCAGAGGCCACAGCGCUUCCACAUGCAUGUCCUGAAGGCACCUACAGCAACAUCUCUAAAUUAACCUCACUGGUGAGCUGCACACUGUGCUCCCCUGGCCACUACUGCGGCUCAGCAGGUCUGAGUGCACCGACUGGGGAAUGCUGGGAAGGCUAUUACUGCCAGCAGGGGGCAGUAUAUCCCAACCCACACAGCAGGGAUGCUCAGGGAGGGCCCUGUCCUGCAGGACACUACUGCCCCCGGGCCUCCACGCGGCCCCUCCUCUGCCCAGCAGGACGACUCAGCACUGAGGAGGGACAGGCCACCUGCAGUCUCUGUCCACAGGGUUACUACUGUCCUGGCACUGGCUCAGCCAAUCAGAGCGUAGAGUGUCCUGUUGGUCACUACUGCCCCGCUGGCACCAGCACUGCGUACCAGCACCCGUGCCCAGCUGGCACCGUAAACCCACGGCAGAGAAUGGGCACAGCCGACGGCUGCAUGCCAUGCCCUCCAGGUUUCUUCUGUGCAUGGUCUGGUCAGAGUGAGCCGGCCGGCCGCUGUUCUGCUGGUUUCUUCUGCUCUGCGGGCGCCGCGUCCCCGCGGCCACAGGACGGCACAACGGGGGACAGCUGCCCUCAAGGCCACUACUGUCCCUCUGGGGCCUCCGUACCUCUUCCCUGUCCCACCGGCCGCUACAGCAACACCACGGGCAACGCCCACCUGUCGGACUGCCAGCCCUGUACAGCUGGUUUCUCCUGUUCCAGUAGGGGGCUCUCUCUCCCCUCUGAAGUGUGCCCAGCGGGAUUCUACUGCCCUAAUGGGGAGAGUUCCAACCAUUCCAGCCCUAAAGCCUGCCCCCCGGGCUACAUCUGCCCCCCAGGCAGUCCUGUCCCAACCCCCUGUCCUGCAGGAACCUAUCAGGACCAACCUGGACAGACCCAGUGUGCCCCCUGUCCAGCUGGCUUCUUCUGCGGUGCCUCACUGCAUCCUGACACAGGGCUGGCCGAAGGCUCCCACGCCCCCACUGCUUGCCCCCAGGGGCACUACUGCCCAUUAGGCACCAGGGCUGCUCAGGACUUCCCCUGUCCUGUGGGCUCCUUCAGUGGCCAGUGGGGCAUACGCAGCAGGAGCCAGUGCGCCCCCUGUCCACCAGGCCAGUACUGCGGCUCAGCGGGGCUGGCUGCCCCUUCAGGAGACUGCUCUCCAGGAUUUGUGUGUGUCCAGGGCGCCAUACAGCCACAACCCCCAGGUGACCUGACGGGUGGCCAGUGCCCUGCAGGCUUCUACUGCCCCGUGGGCACCACACAUGCCAUGCCCUGCCCCCGGCUCCUUCAGCCCAGCAGAAGGUGCGGUGUCAGAGGGUGCAUGUCAGUUGUGUCCAGCUGGUCAGUUCUGCUCGGAUAUUGGUCUGACUGCGCCAUCAGGGCCCUGCAGCGCUGGCUACUUCUGCUCACGAGGAGCCUCCUCACCCACACCUCUACACACAGAGACUGACGGUGAGACGGCUAUGGGAAGUGUGGAGAUAGAGACGCGCUCGUCGGUCUCGGCCAGUGGAGGAGUGUGUCCCAGAGGACACUUCUGUCCCCAGGGUACAGCUCAGCCCCUGCCAUGCCCCCCAGGUAACCCCACAGCUCCCCCUUCUUCUGGCUAGCUCAAGUUUCAGUUGUGUCCAAAAGCAAAGGAUGUGACCUAGGUUGUAUCAUUCUUAUUAGUAGCGUCAUUGUCAGAGUCCUUGUCAGUCAGAAUCCUUGCCACCGCAGUUUCUGUCUUCCUCGUCAGUCUUGUGAUGUGGACAGCCUUGUGUGAUGUAAU